CGUCCCCCCCAGCCUCCCCUCCCUCCCUGCCUGGGCAUGGCUCUCCCUCCUCCCCCAGCCCCUGUCGUCACCGCCACCGCUUCGAGUAAGAGCUGAGACAUCCUUUGCCGGAGCCCAGUCCUCCCCGGAGCCCUCCACAGCACAGCAUCCCAACCCCAGCACGGCACAGGGAACGGGGGGCUUCGGGGACCCCUCCUUGCUCUCCCUGCAGCAGAGUGCCGAGGACAGCCAGGGAGCGAUGGGGAGGCAGCGGCAGGGAAAGUUUCCCGGCUCUGCGUGAAGUUCCCACCAAAAAACCAAAAACACCCCUACCGCCUGCUUUUAAAAUGCAAUAAAUAAGUUAUUUAUUCUCGCUGCUUCCCUGACUGCGUGUCGGGAUGCCGGGAGCUUUGCCAGGCUUGCCGCCGUCACAGGCGUCCUCGGGUCCAGCCUUGAGCAUCCGCACGGGGCAGGUUUCCGCAUCCCUCCAGGAACGUGGUUGGCAAGUCCCGGUGAGCAGCGUUUUGCAGGAAUGAAAUCUGGGGCAGGCAGCUCAGCAGAGCACCGGCCACGCACCCACCCUGGCCCGGCUGUGUCGCUGCUGAGGCUCUCCCAGCCCACACCCAGCUCCAUCCAUGGCUCCCCCGGCGAUCGCUAAUGGUGGGGACACACAGGACACCCCGUUGGAGGUCCCCUGUGGUGGCCUUCCCUGCUGAGCCUCCUCUCCCACCACCUUCUCAGGUCCUUGCUCCACCUGGUCCCUCCUGGGGGGCUUUGCAAACGGCCCCAGGGAGGGGGUCCACGGGGGACACUAGUACAAGGAGGAUGGGGCGGCUGUCCCACAGCAUCAUCCCUCUCAUCGCGUGGUGCUUCGUCACCUUCCAGGCGGCCGCCUGCCUGCGGCAGCAGCCCGGCAGCCACGCCGAGGACCGUCUCUUCAAGCACCUCUUCACCGGCUACAACCGCUGGUCACGGCCGGUGCCCAACACCUCCGACGUGGUCAUCGUGAGGUUCGGGCUCUCCAUCGCACAGCUGAUCGACGUGGAUGAGAAGAACCAGAUGAUGACCACAAAUGUCUGGCUGAAGCAGGAGUGGAGUGACUACAAGCUGCGCUGGGACCCGGCAGAAUUCGACAAUGUCACCUCUAUCCGGGUGCCCUCUGAGAUGAUCUGGAUUCCUGACAUUGUGCUGUACAACAACGCUGACGGGGAGUUCGCUGUGACCCACAUGACGAAGGCCCACCUCUUCUCCAACGGGAAGGUGAAGUGGGUGCCGCCCGCCAUCUACAAGAGCUCGUGCAGCAUCGAUGUGACCUUCUUCCCCUUCGACCAGCAGAACUGUAAGAUGAAGUUUGGCUCCUGGACCUAUGACAAGGCCAAGAUUGACCUGGAGAACAUGGAGCACCACGUGGACCUCAAGGAUUACUGGGAGAGUGGCGAGUGGGCCAUCAUAAAUGCCAUCGGCACCUAUAACUCCAAGAAGUAUGACUGCUGCACAGAGAUCUACCCUGACAUCACCUUCUGCUUCAUCAUCCGCCGCCUCCCGCUCUUCUACACCAUCAAUCUCAUCAUACCCUGCCUGCUUAUCUCCUGCCUGACCGUGCUGGUCUUCUACCUGCCCUCUGACUGUGGGGAGAAGAUCACCCUCUGCAUCUCCGUCCUGCUGUCCCUCACUGUCUUCCUACUGCUUAUCACGGAAAUCAUCCCGUCCACCUCGCUGGUCAUCCCUCUCAUCGGCGAGUACCUCCUCUUCACCAUGAUCUUCGUCACGCUCUCCAUCAUCAUCACUGUCUUCGUCCUCAACGUCCACCACCGCUCCCCCAGCACCCACACGAUGCCCCGAUGGGUGCGUAGCUUCUUCCUCGACUCCAUCCCGCGCUGGCUCUUUAUGAAGCGACCCCUGGUGCUGCCUCCCCCCGAGGGCACCGCGGGGCAGUACGACCUCCCGGGGACGAGGCUCAGCACCUCCCGGUGCUGGCUGGAGACCGAUGUGGAUGACAAGUGGGAAGAGGAGGAGGAGGAGGAGGAGGAAGAAGAGGAGGAGGAGGAGGAGGAGGAAGAGGAGGAGGAGGAGGAGGAGGAAGAGGAGGAGAAGACAUACCCCAGCCGCAUGUCUCAAGCAGGGUCCCAUGGCCGCUAUGGCUGUGGGCGCCAAGGUGGGAAAGCAUCGGCAGGCUCAGCCCCCCGGGUGCCCCCCAAGGGGAAGGAGGAGGAGGUGGGCUCAGACGGGGGGCUGAUGCUGUCCCCCAGCAUCCUGAAGGCCCUGGAGGGGGUGCAGUACAUCGCAGACCACCUGCGAGCUGAGGAUGCUGACUUCUCGGUGAAGGAGGACUGGAAAUACGUGGCCAUGGUGAUCGACCGCAUCUUCCUGUGGAUGUUCAUCAUCGUCUGCCUGCUGGGCACUGUGGGGCUCUUCCUCCCACCCUACCUGGCGGGGAUGAUCUAGGGGCUGGGCCAGGCUGCGGUGGGGACGGCGGGCGAUGCACCCUCUCUCCUCCCCAGGGAGCGGGCACGGUGGUGCCUGUGCCCAGCUGGACCCUCGCCUCUCCCUGGGAGGACGUGGUUACAACCAUGGAGGACCCUCAGAUGGGAAAUGCCGGGUGAAGCAAGAGCUGUGCUGAGGGGUGACCUGGGGAUGGUGGGGAGGGACGGCUGCCUGCCAUCCUGCCCGGGGCGGCCGCAGCCGUCCCAGCAUCAAGAAAGGCAUGGUACUCCAUUGCUCCAUUGCUUGAGCGCAGGCAUCUAGAAGAGGCAACUGCUUCCUCGAGCUGCUACCCAAACCCAAACCCCAAGAGCUGCAUCCAACAUGCUGGGCAAGAAAAGGGGACCUCACAGCAUCCUGGCCCCCCGGGUGCUCAGGACCACGGGCUGCUGCGGUCCUGCAUGGGGCAGGCAAUAGCGCUUCAGAUGGUCUAUGCAGAAGGGGUACAGUCAUGGGAUGGAGGUCCCUGCUCAGCCACAUGGCUCGGGGGUCUUGGCUCUGCAAAGCCCAGCCCAGGCACAGACCCUCUGCAACCUGCUGGAACUUCCACACCAUCCCACACUGGAGCUUGGAGCAGCAGGGAGAUGGGAACAGCCAAACCAGAAAUGUGGGGUGGCAUGGGAGGGGGAGACCACCCUGCAGAAUGGGAUAACGCCCCCAGCCACAGCCAGGCGGUGCCCACGGACCCUGGGAGCUCAGGGGUGCUGCCUCGUGUCGAGGCUGGUGGACUUGGCUGGCACGGGGGGGCACCUGCAUGGCCAAGGUCCAUCCCGAACAAAUCCUCCUCUCCAUCCCACGUCAGACCCCAAACCGCCUGGCUCUGAUGACUGCUGGAACCCAGCUGUUAAUUCCUAGCUCCCAUGUACCCUGAAGGACCCAUACUCACAGAGCAUCUGCUCUCUUCUUCCAUGCCCUGAAUGACACCAGGCUUUUCCUGCAACGACUUCUCCUCUGGAGACCGACCCGUUGCGGUGCUGGAUGCAGUCCGAGGGGUUUCAGAAAACACUUUUGUGUUUUCAGGAGUGAAAUGGGCCAGAAUAAAUGGCGCCGUAGCGGGACAUACAGGUCCCGAGGGUUUUGUAGCCGCUCGUGCAGCCUCCGGUGCCGGCAGGCUGGCUCAGGCGCGCACACGCGGGGCUGGGAAAUGAGAUGUGCGAGGGAGCGAGUGCUCAGGCACGGCUGGGUGGAUGCGUGCGUGGGUAUACGUGUGUGUCUAACCCGGCACACACGGGCUUUAGGGCUCUGCAGAGCCCGGGGUGCGCGGGUGGGGAGAGCUCUCCUGUGAGGGUAAUUUCUGGCUUGGUUGGGGCAUACAGGGCUUCAGCAGGCCUCAUUGUGAUGGGGCAGGGGGGGAACUUGCUCCCCUUCCCAUGUUAACCCCUGCAGCCCCUCUCACCAGCUGCAGCCAGCACCCACCGCCCCUCUCAGCUCAGCCCUGCUUGGCUGAUGAAGCCACCAGGACUCUGGGGUGACCCCCCCCAGUGUGGCACUAGACCCACAGGCAUCAUUCUUUUUUGGGGAACCCAUCUUCAUGGCUCUGUUAUCCCUCAUAAACCACUUCCCAGCAGCCUCACCUUGAAUCGCCCAUGAUUUCCUUAUGGUUUUUGAAAAGCAAAAGUUUGCAGAUACUCUCAGUAGCAAGCCUUGGGGUGGGAGCAGGGGGAGUCCAGGACCCUUGCGUGGAUUGUGGGCUCAACAGGAGAGAAACGGGGCUCCAGAGAUGACAUGGGUGCAGGCAGACCCAGGUUCACCCCAGCAGCUCCCCUGCGGAUGCUGCCACUGGGUUGGUGCUUCCCCACGCCGGCAAGAUGGCUCAGAGAUCUGAGCAGCACAACCCUUACUCUUUCUAAGGAGGUGCUGGUGACCGUGGGACUUGUCCCCACGGUAUGGGGGUGACAGGCAAGCACAGGCACAGCAGGACCUUGUG
This is a messenger RNA of Phalacrocorax carbo (great cormorant), 4387 nucleotides long. The record is from RefSeq and is a predicted model, not a curated record. NCBI's taxonomy places the organism in Eukaryota, Metazoa, Chordata, Aves, Suliformes, Phalacrocoracidae.